Molecule: messenger RNA, 5686 nt
Organism: Acanthopagrus latus (yellowfin seabream)
Lineage: Eukaryota; Metazoa; Chordata; Actinopteri; Spariformes; Sparidae
Gene: slc43a1b
Product: solute carrier family 43 member 1b
Exons: 15
Coding region: 219-1934 (571 amino acids)
Biological process (GO): neutral amino acid transport; transmembrane transport
Molecular function (GO): L-amino acid transmembrane transporter activity; neutral L-amino acid transmembrane transporter activity
Source: RefSeq, a predicted model, not a curated record
UUCACGUGUGCCAGUGAAUACAGCUGCCACACUGAGGGAAGUAUUACACUUUCAACCUACAACAGAAAGAGCGAAAACAAGAAACAGAUCAGCCUGUUGAACAGAAUCUAACACUAUCCUUUUGGGAAACAGAAACAGCAGCAAAGCGAACGUGUGUGUUAAAUCAUCACCGUAUAAACAAAGAUCAUCUACUGGAGGAGCACAACUCAUAAGCUGUCAUGGCUCCCAGCUUAGCCCAGGCAUACAGGAGGAGGUGGUGGAUGGCCAUCACCGCCAUCAUAGAGAACCUGCUGUUCUCUGCUGUUCUGCUGGGCUGGGGCUCGCUGCUCAUCAUGCUGAAGAACGAAGGCUUCUAUUCUCAUGUUUGUAUUGACAAUGAGACUGUCAAAACCAACGUGACUUCCAUGGAGAGUGUUAAAUGGAGCACUUGUGUGCAGCAGGAGGAGAUAUUAAAUCUUGGCUUCACCAUCGGCUCGUUCCUCUUGAGCGCAGCCACUUUACCCCUGGGUAUCUUGAUGGACAGAUAUGGGCCACGCCCACUGAGGCUCGUUGGCAGUUCAUGUUUUGCAGCCUCCUGUGCGAUGAUUGCUACUGCUGCAUAUAAUCCUGAAGUGCUGUCUGUCCUCAUCUUCCUCGCUGUCUCUUUCAACGGUUUUGGAGGAAUCUGUCUGACCUUCACCUCACUCACACUGCCUAACAUGUUUGGGAAUGUACGGUCAACCAUCCUCUCCCUCAUGAUUGGCUCGUAUGCCUCCUCAGCUGUUACCUUCCCUGGUGUCAAGUUGAUUUAUGACCUUGGUGUGUCGUUCCGUAUCAUCAUGUGGGUUUGGUCUGGUAUGGCCUGCGUGGUCUUCCUCAACUGCUUCUUCAAUUGGCCUGCUGAAUCCUUCCCUGCACCUGAAGACAUCAGAUACUUUAAAAAAGUGAAGCUGAGUGGGGUUGUGACUGAGGACAAGAUGACUGGGGACAGGUAUGUCACCCAUAUGACCACCAUGGAAGACACAGUGGGAGCCAGGCAGCCUGGACCUGAGCAGACAGACUCCCAGAGCACAAGCCAAGGCUCGGUGCCGCUAUGUCAUUCUAUCUGCUCUCCCAUCCUCCUGUGGAGUCUCAUCACCAUGGCAAUGACCCAGCUGAGGCUGAUCUUCUUUAUGGGUGCCAUGAACAAGAUGCUGGAGUUCCUGGUCACCCACGGCAACCCAAACCCUUCAGAAGAGCUGCAGAAGGAGGCAGAGGAACAAGUUGGUUUCUACUCCUCUAUCUUCGGUUCAAUGCAGCUGUUGUGUUUACUGACCUGUCCCAUGAUUGGUUACAUCAUGGACUGGAAAAUGAAGGAGUGUGAGGAGGAAAAUACAAAUGCACAAGCUAAGAAAAGCCAAUCAGAUCCCCCAAAGAGAGACAGAAUAAUCCAGAAACUGACCAAUGCCAUGAGAGCUUUCAUCUUCACCAACAUUCUAUUGGUCACCUUUGGAAUCAUUUCCUUGAUUGACAACCUGCCCAUACAGGUCGUGUCCUUUGUACUGCAUACCAUAGUGCGAGGAUUUAUCCACUCCUGCUGUGGGGGUCUCUAUGCUGCUGUGUAUCCAGCCAAUCACUUUGGGACACUGACAGGCAUGCAGUCAAUGAUCAGUGCUGCUUUCGCCUUGCUCCAACAGCCACUGUUCAUACUGAUGGUGGGACCCCUGAGUGGAGAUCCGUAUUGGAUCAAUUUGGGCCUUCUCCUCUUCUCCCUGGCUGGCUUCCUGUUACCAGGCUAUCUGUACUAUCACCGUAGAAACCUGAUCAUUGCAAAGGCAGAGCGUGAUAGGCUGGCUGCCAGCCAAUCAGACAAAGUCAAUACACCUCUAACCCAAUCAGGUGGUGGAACUCCUAAGAACGAGGACAGUGGGCUUGCAGCCAAUGGAUACACACCAAACGGGAAUACUGUUUACUGAUUGGUAGGCUUGAAAUUAUCAAUUCACAUGAAUCACAGUUCAACAGUUCAUGAAUAUAUUGAGGAUGUUAUCAACCCCAUUCUGGUUUGAAAACUGUGACAUCUUUAUUAAAAACAAACAAGACACAAAAAUUGAAGCCAGUAAUGGUGUCACACAUGGAGUGUGCAUUGGUACAGGACGUUAUAUUUGUAAGGCUACAGUCAGGUUCCUCCUUUAAAAAAUAGUUUUUUACUUUUGCAUUAGAUUACAUCAUAUGAUUAUAGUGGUUUGCUUUCUCCACAAACAUCCUAAAUUGCCCAUAAGUGAGAAUAUGUGUACAUGUUGUGGACCAGGGAACUGUAUGCUUGGAAAGGCUUUAGUCCCCAAACCCUUGACCCUAGCAAUAAGGGAAAAAAGAGGCUAACAAUUCAAGGACCACACCAGUGUUUCUGCUUGUGUUAAACUUUGUACAAUUAAACACAUAGUCACUCUACAACAGUAUUUCUAACCAUGUCACAUAGUGUUACUUAUCUUUUUAGUUCACUGAAUGGGCUUGAAACGUCCCUAAAAUUUAAAAGGCUAAAAUGCAGGCCUACAUAUUCUGUGACAAUAUGCUUACUAUACUAUUUAGACGUGCAGCAGGGAAAGCCAAUUUUAAUCCAUAAGGACACCUGACAAUUGUUUUAAAUCAGAAACAAAUGAGAAUCAAUCCUUCAAGGUUGAUAACUGUAAAAAAUAUUAAUAAUCUGUUAUACUGAAAACAUGAGAUGAUCAUAACAAACCCUGUCAUUCCAAGAUAAUGAAAUAUUUAAGGCAAAACUGUGACUUGUGGAAAAAAAAGAAAUGCCACCUCCACUUACAGUACAAAUGAAAAUAAGACCAUGCAAUAAUUAAUCCACUACAACCUACCUGUAAAGCACACAACUUAACAUGAUAUCUACAAAAUAUCCAUAUGAUUAUAUACUAGCAUGAUCUGUUUUUUUAGGUGGGGUAAAUAGAUGCAACUUAAUGAAAUAAUUAAUAUCCAGAUUCUCACUGUGUUGAAUUUAAACUUGAAUGUCCAUUUUAGCAACUGAAACAAAUAAACAGAAGACACUAGGGAACUUGUUAUUCUCUCGUCAUCAGAUCAUUGUAAAUAUGUGAGUUAUGGUCAUGUUCAUAAGUUGCUCUAACACUUCUUUGGUGUGAUUCCUUCUCUAAUUUUGAAAAAUAAAUCUAAUUGACUAUGAUUUUUAGAUCAGCGAAAAUAAUCUUAAUUUGACAGGGUUAUAGUUUUUAGUUUGCUUGUUUGCAUGGCUAAAGACUUCAGCAGCAGAAGCUACAAUUGAAUUUCUGAAAUAACAUUGCAUUAAAUGACAAUAUGAAAACAUCCUGAGACCUAUACAACUGAAUAGGUCAUAAGCCAGUGACUCCCAAAACAACAUUACAUCAGCCCAGCAACAGGCGUAUAGUAUUUUGGCAGUUUGGUUAGGUUUAGUCAAGAAAACAACUUGGGCAGGUUUAGAAAUAUUUUGUUUUGGCUUAAAAUAUCUUCAUUUUAUGUAACUUUAGCAAGGUUAUGUACAUGAUGUGGCUUAACUACAUUUGUAAGUUAAAAUAACUGACUUUUUGUGUCUCACUGGACAUGAACAGCGGUCUCAUAGGUGAAAGUCCUGUGUUUGUUUGACCCAACCGUCCACCCCUGCCCUCCUCCCUAUGUGGCCUGGCCUCUCCAUUAUACAAUUUCACUUGACUUCCUCUUCUUCUGCUGUAAUAAUUACUACAACCAUUAGAAAAAAACAGCACUUCACAACAAAAAUGUAAAUAGGAGUAUUUUUUCUGGCAAGGACAGGCUGGUGAAUACAGUGUGACAAUGUAAAGUGUGGCACUGAUGGUGAUGAACCUACAGGAAAAUUGUUAUUUGAUGUAUGUCCCAGGUUUGUGCAAAGACUAUUGAAUGUUAUUUGUGACUGUAAUGUAAAGGCUGAUUGAUUUUUGAGUGUCAUUCCCCACAGGUCAAUGUGUUUUGGUGGCGACAGCACUGAUUAGUCAUCCUAAAGCGUCAGUGUUUGAAGACUUGGGAAUCACACUCAGAGAUAAACUUUUCUUACAAAUAGGACCUUUAAGCACUGUUGUCUUGUGGAGUUUUUAUUCACAGGACCAGGUCGGAUCAGCUCAGAAAACAAAGAACUAGAGAGGCAGGAAGUGCAGAAGCCAAUUUUCCCAUUAAAGCAGGAAGUUAAAUCAAGUUUAAUUAGAUCUUUACUUAAUAUCAAGCAGAAAAGAGAUGAGCUGAAAUUAUUUAAAGUCCGCUGCUUUUCAAGUGCUCUGACUAAAGCACCUGAAAAAUAUACCUCCCUCCACAAGCAUUAUGUAUGUUAAAGUUUUCUCAAUUAUUUUUGAAGCUUGCUUCUCUCUCUGACUUCAUGUAAGUCUCUCUUUGAUAAUUGGAUAUCUAUAUAUAUCUAUAAAUGUGAAUUAAGUGGACUCUAUUUAAAACUAUUUUAAAAGGUUCUUUAGUUUUUCUCCUGAGCUCAAUAUUAGUGUAUAUUAUUUAAUAAUGUAGACGUGCACCACGUUCUGUGUAGAUUGUUAUUGUUUCCAGUUUUUGUUUGCCUCUCUUGAAUAAAAUAAAAAAUGGUUUGAUGUGAAUUCAGAAUCUAGAGAUAUCUCAGCCAAUCACAUCUAUUCUCAGCCCAAUGUUUCUUAGGAGGACAAACAUGAGAAGGAGGAGAGAGUUGGUGGUACAGAAAAUGACAUCAGAAGAAAGAGGUCAAUAAUAUAGGACUAUGUACAUGAAUAGAAGUUCAUUUUGACUGAGACACUUGAAAGGUCAGAUGUCAGUCCUUAUUUCACCCAGGCGAUGACAUCAAAGACAAGUCUUCCUACUCUCCUCUCCGAAAGCUUUUCUUAGAUUCUGUGCAGGCACAGACUUGACAGACAAAAAUGUAAUGAUAAAACAGACACACACUUACACAGACAAUUAUGUGUGUUGUAGAAAUAUCAUAGUAACUAGUGAAGCAUUUUUUUUCUUUUUGUAGUAGAAAGAGUUGACAAGUUUUAGGACAGAACUAGCACACCACAAGAGACAGCUGUGCUUUGUUGUGAGAGCACAACAUGACAUCUCAUAAAGUCUGUAUGGUCGAAAUGAAAAAUGUGACAAUUGGUCAAUGAUAAGAUUUAUCCAGUGACUACAUCAUGAUAUGUAAGAAUGUUGAAAUGUGUGUUUGUGUGACAUGAUGUGCAUGCUUUGAAAGUGCCUUGGGUUGACCCCUAAAACGCACAAUGUGCUGAUUUAAGUUUAAGCGUCUGGAUUUUAAAGGCAGGAAACGCACAAAUAAAUAAAACCCCUUAUUUGAAAUGGUGUUUUUGACAUGCACCUGUUUACCUGAUAGCAACCUGUUGACAGAAUAUACAGCAACACACCUUUUAAUAUAAUGCAGUCCAAUACGGGUAUUCUGACAAAGUAUACAGGAAAUUGGACAUAAUAGGCUUCGGAGAGAAAGUUUGUGUUGCUUUUAUUUCACCCAUCUUCUAGGUGUUAUUAUUUCACUGUUUAUCUGUGGUAAUUAAGGUCUGUUGGUCACAGCAGAAUCAGCUGUCUCAAAUUUAGGACGUAUCAGAUGUUUGACAUCUUUGAAUAUGAUCUAAAAGAACUGUUCAUUGUAAAUAACUGUUCUCAGAAAGUAAGAUACAUUUUCUGCUAUUUGGUGUCUGACUUGACUUUAAAUAGUGAUUUGAAUUGGUGUAGAGAAAUUUAAUGACUUAAAAACAAUUAAAAACCUUAAAUGAAA